Molecule: messenger RNA, 285 nt
Organism: Staurois parvus
Lineage: Eukaryota; Metazoa; Chordata; Amphibia; Anura; Ranidae
Source: the annotation of a GenBank genome assembly
UGCUUUGCAUCCGCUGUUCCUCUGCUCUCAUCAGCAUUCCUGGCAGCAAUCUCAUCAGCUUCCUGGCAGCAAUCUCAUCAGCAUUCCUGGCAGCAAUCCCAUCAGCUUUACUCAGCUGCAGCUUUGGCCACUGAGGGACGCCCCCACACCUGGAUGUCAUCAGAUUCUCAGCUCACACGGCCCCCCAUUCACCAUGCUCCAAAACAUGGCUUCACUCUCUCCUUCCUGUUCUCUCCAACUCUGUGUGCAAAAUCCCACCUCUUCAUGAAUAUACAAAUAUCUAUG